UCUACAAGUUCAAAACCAAUAUAUCCAAACAAACCAUGGCUUCCUCCUCCACUCACUUCUUUGUUUCAAGCUUGGUUUUCUUGAUGAUCUCCUUCUUUCAACCAUCCUCACAUCAGCAACUGUGUCAUAAGGAUGAAUAUCUUGCUCUAAUGCAAUUCAAAGAUAGCUUUGUCAUUGAAAGGCAAGCAUCUACUCGUCCUAAAGUCGAUCUUUGGAAAUCUCAAGGGAUUGAUUGCUGCUCAUGGGAGGGCAUAUGGUGUGACCAAAACACUUCUCAUGUCAUACACCUUGAUCUCAGUAGCAGUUGCCUUUUUGGUUCUAUCAAUUCCAGCAGCAGCCUCUUCCGCCUUGGACACCUUCAAUACCUCAACCUGGCACUCAACGAAUUCAAUUUCUCUAAGAUACCAUCUGCAAUGGGCAAUCUUUCGAGUCAGCUUAGGGCACUCGAUGUUGGAAACGCAAUCUUUUCUGGUGAGUUACCUAGCUCAAUAGGAAUGUUUAGUUCUUUGGAAUAUUUAGAUGUCAGUAGUUGUAACCUCUCAGGUUGGGUACCACCUUCAAUUGACCUUAGUUUUAACUCUCUCAAAGGUUCUCUACCAAUCCCACCACUCUCUAUCCUUUUCUACUGGGUUUCUGGGAAUAUGUUUAGUGGAGAAAUUCCACCUCAAUUCUGCAACAUGACUUCUCUUCAAUUGCUUGAUUUGUCUCAAAAUAAUCUGAGCGGAACAAUGCUGCAAUGUUUUGGCAACCUCAGCUCCAUGUUGGUUUUAAACUUGGAAGGAAACAACUUCCAUGGUCCUAUUCCUGAAACAUGGGAAAGUGGAAACAAACUCAAAGAAAUUAAAAUGGGAAAGAAUAAUUUGCAGGGGAGGUUACCAAGAUCACUAAGAAACUGCAAAGUGUUGGAGUUUCUUGAUCUUGGAAACAACAAGAUCGAAGAUACUUUCCCUUACUGGUUGGGAGCUCUUCCUGAAUUGAGGAUUCUCAUUUUGCAUUCAAAUAGGUUCCAUGGCACAAUUUCAAUCAAAGUACCAGAGAUAGAUUUCUUGUUUCCUAAGCUCCGCAUCAUUGACCUUUCAAACAAUGGAUUUGUUGGCACUUUGCCAAUAGACCUCUUUGCGAGAUGGAAUGCCAUGGCUGAUCUUGAUGAAGAGAACGCAACAUAUUUGCAAGUGUAUAAGCACCAUUUAAUGAUGAACUCUUUUAUCCUUCCUUUUCAAUUUCCUUACUCAAUGACAAUAACAAACAAAGGAGAGAAGCUGGAAUAUGCAAAGAUCUUGGAGAUUUUCAAAGCAAUUGAUUUUUCUUGCAACAAAUUUGAGGGAGAGAUUCCAGAACUAGUUGGGAACUUAAAGGGACUUCAACUGCUCAAUCUUUCCAAUAACAUCCUUGAUGGUCAAAUCCCUCCUGCCUUGGGAUAUCUUACAAGUCUUGAAGCACUUGACCUUUCUCAAAACAAGCUCACAAGAAGAAUUCCUACACAGUUGACGCAGCUCAAUUUUCUUGAAGUCUUCAAUGUGUCUCACAACCAUUUGACAGGUCCUAUCUCGAAAGGCCAACAGUUUGAUACAUUUGAAAACAACUCUUUUGAUGGAAAUUCAGGAUUGUGUGGAAUGCCACUGUCAAGGAAAUGUGACUACUAUAACUCUGAGAAUUUGCCUCCACCAUCUUCAACCUCCAAAGGAAAUGAAGACUCUGGAUUGUUAGCUCAAUUUGGUUGGAAAUUAGUGUUACUAGGUUAUGGAUGUGGAUUCCUCAUUGGUGUUGUCAUUGGAAACAUUGUUUUUACAAGAAAACGCGAAUGGUUUAUGAAGACAUUCCGAAUCUGGUAGCCAAGAUGCAAAGGGAGGGGUGUGAAAGAUUGAAUAGGAGGAAGCAGUGAAUAUGAUAUCUAUCCCCUAUGCUAUCACUUCAUUGUUUAUUUUUUUUUCUCCUACUUUUCUCUGUUUGUGAUUACUAGUCAAGUUCAGUGCAAGUCCAGUGUAAAGUAUAAAGUGGAAUUUCAAUC
This is a messenger RNA of Rubroshorea leprosula, 2008 nucleotides long. The record is from the annotation of a GenBank genome assembly. NCBI's taxonomy places the organism in Eukaryota, Viridiplantae, Streptophyta, Magnoliopsida, Malvales, Dipterocarpaceae.